Alligator mississippiensis (American alligator) is the source of this 1957-nucleotide messenger RNA. Its product is annotated as diencephalon/mesencephalon homeobox protein 1. The record is from RefSeq and is a predicted model, not a curated record. The transcript is spliced from 3 exons. NCBI's taxonomy places the organism in Eukaryota, Metazoa, Chordata, Crocodylia, Alligatoridae. The coding region runs from base 864 to 1586 and encodes 240 amino acids. Gene Ontology annotation, biological process: regulation of transcription by RNA polymerase II. Gene Ontology annotation, molecular function: DNA-binding transcription factor activity, RNA polymerase II-specific; RNA polymerase II transcription regulatory region sequence-specific DNA binding.
CAGGUGUGUGGAGGGAGCAACCAGCAGAGAGUAAAGAAUAAGUUUAAAACUGAUGAAAAAGGAAGUUCUUUUUUCACAGAGAAUGUCAUUAAAGGAUGGGACUCGGCAGAUGCGGUGGAGGCUGACAGUGCAGCCCGAUUCAAAAAGGGUCUGGACAUGUAUUGGAAAAAAGGUGCAUCAAUAACUAUUGAGCACGGAAGUGAGGGAGACAUUAGGGAGUUGUAAUUCAGAGGCUGCAAGUGAGAGUUGCUGCCUCAGUUUCCCCUCCCAUGCUUUGCCGGUUGGACUCUCUUUAAGGAUGUAGCCCUUCUCACUGGGCAUCUUUACAACAUGGGGCCAAAGGGUGGAUCCAGAGGUGGUGGGUGCUGCAGUAGCUGUGCUGCAUUUGAGCACAGCCCCUGCUUUUGCCGGACCCCAGGGUAUGUGCAGCUGCCGCGGGCUUGUCCCCUCCUCCCCCUUGCCGCCGAAUGCACUGGACAGGGGGAGGAAGGGGAAGGGCGAACAGCAGCAGCAUUCACCCCUUGCUCCUUGGAGCCUGCGAAACUCCGGCGCUGACCGGGCAGGGAGCUCAGAGUAUGCUGCAGAGGCGUAACGUGGCUGAAGUAUGGGGAGGGCUGCACCCUCCUUGCCCCUUUCUGGAUCUGCUACUGAUGGGCCCUGCUGUUUGUCUGAGGUCUCUAGAUGCCACCGCAAUAUAAAGCAUAAAUGAUUCAGGGUCAAACCUCUUCCUGGCUAGAUCUCUGUCUCCGGCAUCCCACAUGGAGCAGAGGAGCGCAGCCAGGGCUACGCAGGGGCUGGGCUGCUGAGCAGGGCUAUUGCUGUGUUCUCAAAGCUGUGUGUUGUUUCCAGGGCCCUGGUGUGAGAUGCCCCUGAUGGGCCCCUUUGUACCCACCAUGUACUGCCUCAGCAGGAGCAGCUGUCCCCUCGGCACCGCAGACCCCCUCUCCGUGGUCUGCAGCCUCCGCUCGCCGACAGCCGAGCCCUUUCCGCUGACCCCAGCCCUGGCCCCACAGCCCACGGCCCUGCAGGCGGUGAGCUUGGUGGAUCGCUUGGCAGAGCUGCUGCUGGAAGCUCGCUACGGGCUGCCCCAGAAGCAUCGCCGCAGCCGUACUGCCUUCACGGUCCACCAGCUGGAGGCGCUGGAGAGAGCCUUCGAGAAAACCCACUACCCCGACGUGGUGACCCGGGAGCAGCUGGCCGUGUUCGUCAACCUGCCCGAGGCCAGGGUCCAGGUCUGGUUCAAGAACCGCCGAGCCAAGUUUCGCAAGGGGCAGCGCCGUCAGCUGGAGAAGGCCAAGUCUGCCAGUCCCAAGGGAGGAGACGGAGCAAAGGGGCGCCUCUUGCCGGAGCCGAGACUCCGGCCAGCAACUGAGGGCAGUGCCCUGGGAGCGGAGCAUCGCCUUGUCCCUCCAAGGAAGGUUCCCGGCUCUGCUGAGCCAGCACCCCAGUGUCUCCAGCAGGCCCCUUCGCCAACACCCAGGGCUCAGCUGCUGGAUGGGAUGUGGCUGGACUGCGGAAGGAGGAGUGACCCAAGACUGUGGCACCUGCCUUCACUUUCCUUCCCCACCUAUUGGCAAGCUUUGUAGGGAUCCCAGGCUUUGUGCUGUGAUUGCAGGAGUCUCUGCCUGCUGCGCGCCAGGAUAUAUAGGCAGGGUAUAUCUGCCCCAGUGCCAGGCUAUGCCAGCUCACCCAGCUGCCACCUGCAUAUGAGUGCCUUUUUGUGCAUCCCACCUGUCUUAAACCCAGGGAGUCCUGAGCUGGGCUGUGACAUGCACAGGACAUGGGCUGGUGCCCGGUGGUGUGAACUCUGUCCCAGCCCAGAUCCCAACACCUGUGUGUGUAGGGGGAGCCCCUCUCUGGAGACCUUGUCUCAGGGGCAAGGUAGGAGGCAGCAGGUGCUCAGUGGGUUUGUUAAUAAAAACUCCUUCUGUGUCAAAAUAAAGCAGGUUUUUGGGUC